CCCUCUGUUGGCGCGGGUUGGUCCUUGUUCGUUGCCGGUUGCACGCGGCUCGCGUGUCGUAGAUUUUCUUCCCGUCGUUUUUUUAAAAAAGAGAAAAGAGGAGAAUCAACAGCGAUGAAACCAAUCCUGUUACAGGGCCAUGAGAGGUCCAUCACUCAAAUUAAAUACAACAGAGAGGGGGACUUGCUGUUCUCUGUAGCCAAAGACCAGUUUGUCAACGUCUGGUACUCUGUGAAUGGGGAGAGGCUGGGCACUUACAAUGGCCACUCCGGAGCAGUUUGGUGUGUGGAUGUUGAUUGGGAUACAAAGAACGUGUUGACUGGGUCGGCUGAUAACAGCUGCAGGCUCUGGGACUGUGAGACAGGUAAACAACUAAUCAUGCUUGAGACCAACUCAGCAGUGAGGACGUGUGGCUUUGACUUCAGCGGAAACAUCAUCAUGUUCUCCACCGACAAACAGAUGGGCUACCAGUGCUAUCUAAACUUUUUUGAUCUGCGAGACCCCCAACAGAUUGAGGACAACCAGCCAUAUCUGUCAGUGCCAUGCAGCGAAUCAAAGAUCACGAGUGCGGUGUGGGGGCCUCUGGGAGAGUUUGUCAUUGCUGGACACGAAAAUGGAGAAAUCAACCAGUUCAGUGCUAAGUCUGGGGAGAUUCUGAAGAAGGUGAGGGAGCACACUAAGCAGAUCAACGACAUCCAGACGUCUAUAGAUCUAACAAUGUUCAUCACAGCCUCCAAAGACAGCUCUGCUAAGCUGUUUGAUACAACAUCACUAGACCACAUUAAAACCUUCAAGACUGAACGACCUGUGAACUCUGCCGCCAUCUCGCCCAUCAUGGAUCAUGUGGUCAUGGGAGGAGGUCAGGAGGCCAUGGAAGUCACAACCACUUCUACUAGGAUUGGAAAAUUUGAGGCUAGGUUUUUCCAUGCAGCCUAUGAAGAGGAGUUUGGAAGAGUGAAGGGCCAUUUCGGACCCAUCAACUGUGUGGCAUUCCACCCAGAUGGGAAAAGUUACAGCAGCGGAGGAGAGGACGGCUACGUCAGAAUUCAUUAUUUCGAUCCUCAAUACUUUGACUUCGAGCUUGAGGCCUAAAUUCUAUCACCAGUAGCAUUCCUGACUCCUUGGUCACAUCGCCAGCUGUCCACCUGAGUAACAUCCGAACAUCAGUCAAAUCCCAUCAUGGGCUUCAUCUGUCACAGAUGCAGCCUGUUUUUUAAGCUCAGUUUAA
Molecule: messenger RNA, 1228 nt
Organism: Colossoma macropomum (tambaqui)
Lineage: Eukaryota; Metazoa; Chordata; Actinopteri; Characiformes; Serrasalmidae
Gene: eif3i
Product: eukaryotic translation initiation factor 3, subunit I
Exons: 11
Coding region: 115-1092 (325 amino acids)
Biological process (GO): cytoplasmic translational initiation
Cellular component (GO): eukaryotic translation initiation factor 3 complex, eIF3m; cytoplasm
Molecular function (GO): protein binding; translation initiation factor activity; RNA binding
Source: RefSeq, a predicted model, not a curated record